This is a messenger RNA of Chironomus riparius, 1318 nucleotides long. The record is from the annotation of a GenBank genome assembly. Lineage: Eukaryota; Metazoa; Arthropoda; Insecta; Diptera; Chironomidae.
AUUUUUAAAAGAAAUUUUGGUGUGAUCAAAAAUAUUUAAUUUGUGCAAGCAGAGUACUUAAAUUGUUAAACAAAAGGGAAAUUGUCAAUAGAAUGAAUGAAAGGAUAUUUUCUGUGCUACUUUUAGCAUCAGUCACGCUGCUACUCGAAAUACAACUCACUUCGUCAUGUAAUCAAAUGCUAUGUGCAUCAGCAGUCUCUAAAUGUAUGUUAACUCAACAGUGUAAAUGUGAUAUUAAGACAUGCUCUUGUUGUGAUGAUUGUGUAAAUUGCCUGAGCUGGCUUUGGAAAGAGUGCUGCUCUUGUGUCGAUUUAUGUCCCAAACCAAACGAGACUCGUAUAAAUCCACUAUCAAAACAGUCUCAUUCAGAGACUCUUGAAGAUCACAUUCCUGGACUUUUUUCUGCAUUAAUAGAAGAUUCGGAUGAGGAAAAGUGGUCAGUCUUUACAUUCCCAGUAGAUUUUGAUGUUCAAACAAUGUCACAUAGUCAAAAAAAUUUUCUUCAAUCUGCUGAUAAUGAUCUACAAAAUAUUGCAGAUUUAAAGACAAUUACCGUUAAUUGUAGUGUUGCUUACAUGUCAGGUUGUAUGUCAAUGAGAAAAUGCAAAGAAACAUGCAAUUCAAUGGGAGCCAAUGCCUAUAGAUGGUUCCUUGAUGGAUGUUGUGAAUGUGUUGGAUCAACAUGUCCACAUCACGGUAUUGAAGAAUCUCGUUGUAGUGAAUGUCCUGAAUCUAAAAUUGGUGAUGGAAACAAUAAUCAUCUCGAUAUGCCGCCCAAUGAAGACGAGGAUCUCGAGUACGGAGAGGAUAUGAAAGCAAUUUAAGACAAACUUUAAAUACGAUUAUUGUGACCUUGCCAUGUGACAUUUUUGUUGUGCCUUAAAUUACGAUACGAUCGAUAAGUCAUUAUUACUUAAGUAAUACUUAAAGGAUGAAGCUUUCUUUAGUCUUAUUUUCUUAUUAUUAUUAUUAUUAUUGACGUCUUUAUGGACCAAAAUGUGUAUUAUAAAGCAAAAUGUGAAUUAAAAGUCCAUAAAUUAAACAAUACUCAUAUUAUGAGGACCUUAUUGAUAUUUUUUAUACUAACAUUACACCACAAUUUGUAAAUUUUUAUUAUGUAUUUUUAUAUACCAGACUAAUCAUCGAAUUUUUUAUGCAAUAAAAAGCAAUUUUACUUAUUUAAAAAAACAUUUUAAUUGUAUUUUUAAAACAUUUGUGAAGUUUUGAAGCACACAUUUGUGGAGUUUUUAAAGAGGUCAGAUCCUGAAACAUUUAUAACGUUUUAUAACAUUUGUAGAGUUUUUGGGGGACGGCAUUU